This is a messenger RNA of Salvia hispanica, 2300 nucleotides long. RefSeq names its product squamosa promoter-binding-like protein 12. NCBI's taxonomy places the organism in Eukaryota, Viridiplantae, Streptophyta, Magnoliopsida, Lamiales, Lamiaceae. Gene Ontology annotation, cellular component: nucleus. The record is from RefSeq and is a predicted model, not a curated record. Gene Ontology annotation, molecular function: DNA binding.
UUGGUUGUUUAUUCUUGUAAAAAGCUCUGAAUAGGGGAUGGGGGACCAUAACGACCCAUCAACUACCCCUAUUUUCUCUACUUUUUUAAACUUGAUUUAACUAUACGAGUAUAAAAAAACUGCAGCAGCCAGCAGGUAAGUAAGAAUUUUUUGCAUAAAAUUUGGAAGGGAGGGAGGGCUUGACUAUAUUCAUAUUUUUAUUUCUACUUGGAUUAGUGCAACUUUAACUCUUACUUAUAAUUCUUUUAUGUUGGAGUUUAGUUUGGUGGUGAAGAGGCCAAAAGCAAACAUAUCUUGGUCUUUUUUUUUUGUUUGAAGAAAAUGAUUAGACCAUUAUCUUUUCUUUUUGUGGUUAUGUUUAAGAGGCAUCUCAGUCAAUCUUGGUAGUGCGUAUUGCCAGAAAAGAACUGAGAAGAUAAUUAAACACCAGGUUGAGGAUAAAAGAGAAGUGAAAAGGGAAAGGUACAAAGCAGAGUCUUUAUUGCUAUCAAAAAGGAUGGUGAUUGCAGGCAGUUAACAGUAAAAAUCUCUUUUUUCCACUCAUUUGAUUGCUCAAGUGAAUGGGCUAAAAAACAAAGUAUAUCACCUACCACUUCUUCUUUUAGCUACCGACUACUAUUCAUCUGUUGUUGGAGAGCAGCUAAUCUGCUUCGUUUCGUGGUGGGAUGAUUGGAAAAAGAUGUUUCAGCCUAGGCCCUGGUAUAUGAUGCAUUAUUUGUGCUAGAUUAAUUGAGAAAUUCUACCUAAUGAGCCACUAUUUGGAGAUGGAUUGGAAUGCUAAGUGGGAUUGGGAAAGCUAUGAUGCAUUUGGUCCAAAAACAACAGAAAAUCCUAAGAAGCUGCAACUAGUGGAUUGGACUAUUAUUGAUGAUAGGGAAAUUGAUGCUGGAUCCUUCAAUCUCUCAGCAGGAGCCUCUGGCUCUGAUGGUGGCCAUGUUUCUUCAGCAAAAAGCUCAAUAUCAGCUUCUGAUUCUUCCACAAAAGAUGGGCAAACCCCCCCAGACUUCAGGCUAAUGGCAUAUGAAGAUUUUUCUGGAAAUUUUAAGAUUACAGAACGUGAAGGAACUAAGAUUUCUGGAACUUCUCCACCUCUGGAAGCUUCCAUUGGCUCUGUAGAACCACUUAUUGGCCUCAAGCUUGGAAAGAGAACAUACUUUGAGAAUAGUGGUGCUGGAGGUCAUGUUAAGAGUGCAUCUUCCACUGGGCCUACUGCAUCCACCGCUUCAUUGAAGAAAACUAAAUUGCUGGGUGAUAAUCUCCCGAUGCCUCGCUGUGUAGUUGAGGGCUGCAAUUCCGACCUUUCAACAGGUAAAGAGUAUCACCGGAAGCAUAGGGUUUGUGAUAGCCAUUCUAAAGCCCCAAAGGUUGUUGUUGGUGGCCUUGAACGCCGGUUUUGCCAGCAGUGUAGCAGGUUUCAUAACAUAUCUGAAUUUGACGAAAAGAAACGCAGUUGUAGAAGAAGACUUUCUGAUCAUAAUGCUCGACGCAGGAAGCCACAGCAGGAAAUUCAGUAUAAUUCAAGGCUCUCAUCACCAUUCUAUGGAGGAAGGCAGCAAAUGAAUUUUAUGAUGAGCAAUUCUGCACUUGUACACUCUAGAGCUAUGGGUGAUGCAGCAUGGGAUAGCACCAAGUUCACCCUGACCAAAGGGUAUCAUCCUUUGAAGUCUAGUGGAGAUGGGGUUAGCAGCGAGCAGAUGCAUAUACCAGGAGCUAAACUUACACAUUUCACCAACAUGCAAAGCAGUGCAGCCAAAGGAUUUCCCACAUCAAAGAGCUCUGUGGCUGAUGUUUCAAAUCCAGGUUCGAAGUAUUCUCCCCACUUAGAUGCAGCACCCGAGUAUGGUCGUGCUCUCUCUCUUCUGUCAAGUAAUUCGUGGGCUCCAUGUGGAUCAGAAUCCAUGGCUUUGAAUCAAAUUCAAGAAAAUAAAACCUGCAUAAGUCAGCCUUUACCUACGAUGCAUGGAAUCCCAGAAGGGGUGCCCCUCUCUUCUUCAGAAUUGUGGCUGCAUCAGCCGCCUUCUGCUCAUCCUCCAUUGCCAGGCAACACUAACUUCCCGGAAAUCCAGCUAUUCAUAACACCAUAUGAGGAGACAGACUUAUAUUCCAACAUAAUGAACUGACUACCAUUCAAAAGCACAAUCUUGUUAUUUUGUAUUUUGAACGCUAGCUGCACAAGUGUCCUCCUUGUUAGUUGAUAAAUUUAUAAGGUUCUUGCCUUCCACAGCAUAUUCUGUUAGUGUGGAGCUAACGUUGCAAAUUUGUGUGUUCUUUGGAUAAUCAACCUUGUUUGUUUGGAGACA